UCGAGACGCUGAUGUGUGGACGUCAAAGCCGCCGGUUCGAAUCGGGUCGUGUUAAAUGCAUUGCUACGUUCGUUUUGUUAAUGAUCCUCUUUUAUGAAUGAAACUCGAGAAGUCCUAGAUUAUUAAAUAAAAUUUUACAGAUUCUUCUACUUCAACAUAUAUAUAAGUCUUACGAUACUAGAGAAUGGUACACGUAAUUUUCAGAAGAUGUAGCAAAUGAGUUGACAUUUAUUGGGGCACCAAGUGCCAUGCCUCGGUGAUAAGGGAGACAUGGCACUCCUGCUAAUUGUGGGGAUACUUGUCUGCAUUCCACUAAUGACAGCGGCUGAGCAUAUCGCUAUACUUUCUGAAUAUUGUUAUCACUCCAUCGAUUUGGAUUAUUUAGAGAGACAACUAGAAAAUAUGUCAAUCACAAUUGCCCCACUAGAAAAGAUGUGCUUCGAUAAACAAGAAAUUCUUCGAACAGUUGUGAACUCAAGAUCGGUGAUUGGGUCUCUUGAUGCCAACAUGUGUGAUCCUAGCUAUUUCAUAGCAAACUUUUACAACACAAGUCUCAUAACUUGGUCAUGCCCUCAGAACAAUGCUGACGAAGAAACGGUCACUUUGAGGUCCCUUGCUCCUUCAAUGGUUGACAUCGCCAGGGCGUUUGCAGUGACCGCAACAUCUAUGAAAUGGAGAAAUAUUGGAAUUAUAUCGAGUAGAGAGGGAUGGUGGCCGGGGUUGUCGCAAACGCUGGACGUUGAAUUGCGAAAAUCGGGGAUUGUUCCGCGAAACUUUUUCAUUAUUUCCAAAAGCACGACGGACUUCCAACUCCAGGGAAACUUCAAAGCACUCGUUAAAAGCAACUGUCGAGUGCUGAUAAUCUGUUCCUCAGCGAACGAUAUCGGUCGAAGAAUUCUAGACUCAGCGAGUAAUUCCAGCUUGAUUGGGACGACUGGGGCGUCCCUGAUCCUGCUGGACGUAGCCGCAAUACCGUCGUGGAGUUUCGAACUCAUUGGCGAAGUAACGUCGACGAUAUCGUCGAUUGCUUUCGAUCGACCAGCCACCGACCGCAUAAACAGUUCGAGUGAUAUUUCGCGGAAGAAUUUCCUGAAUCGUUUCGGUUCGACCUUUACAAAUUCGAUAUUGAUAUUUUCCGAAAGCGGCGGUAAGAACGGGACUUUGGAAAGUCUAUUGUUGGAUAAAAUUGAAAGAGCUCUCGCGAUGUUUGAUGAGAGUGAAGGAGCAAGGGACGCGACAGAGUAUAAUUUUUACGAAAUUCAACCGUACGACGAAAGGAAUAAUUUGCGGGCGAUUCUGCGGGUUUCGAAGUGCGAAAAUUGUAGCGAAUUUAAAAGUGUUCCAAUUCAGGCCAAUUUGGACGAAUGGCUUCUUCGUCAUAAGACCGACGACGAUUGCGAAAACUGCGAGAGCGACGAGUUCGCGAAAAUCGUGAGCGUGAUUGUUAUUUUGGGGUGCUCGUGUGUGUUUGUUAGCGUGAUUUUAGGAGCAGUUGCUCUUGCGAAAUAUCAAAUAAAAAAGAAAAAACUGUCAAAGGGGCCGUAUAAAGUUUUACUGACGGCGACCGACUUCGUUUUUCCCCAAAUCGCAGACAGCCGGAGGGUAGAUGAAGGUAUAGAAGCAAUGCUGUGUUGUUGGUUACAACAAUUACAGGAAUUUGGUGGUCCUGAAGUUGAUAAACCUGAUCUUUUGCAAGGUUCAAGUGGAUCAAUGAGGACGCCUCAUCGGGUUGAAUCAAAUCCUAAUUUGGCGAAGCAGAUAAUCAUUGAUGCAAGGGUUAGGUACAAUGGAGAUUUGGUUCAAAUGAAGCCGCUUCCUCCCGGAAAUGUUGAGCUCAAGGCAAAAGCAGUGGAGUUACUGGUAAUUCUUCAUGGAUUAAGGCACGAAAACCUUAAUCCGCUGAUAGGAUGUCUUGCUGAGCCUCCACGAGCUGCCCUUGUGACCGAAUGGUGCUCGAGAGGUUCGCUACAGGAUGUGCUACAACAGGACGAAAUCAAACUCGACUGGUCUUUUAGGCUUAGCCUUUUGACGGAUCUUGUUAGGGGGAUGAAAUACUUACAUUCUACGCCAAUUAAAGUGCAUGGAUAUUUAACAUCAAGAAACUGCGUUAUUGACGCUCGAUGGGUUCUUAAAAUUACAGAUUACGGAUUACCCACUUUCUAUGAAGCCCAAGGCAUACCUGUGCCUCAGAAAAAUGCGAGGGAGCUUUUAUGGACUUCCCCGGAACUACUGCGUCAUUCUGGUUUACGUAAAAAAGGAACCCAGCCCGGGGAUGUCUACUCCUUCGGGAUAAUUUGUCAGGAAGUGGUUGUCAGGGGUGAACCGUUCUGCAUGUUCGCUCUAACACCCGAAGAGAUCAUCGAAAAGGUAAAGCAUCCUCCGCCACUGAUAAGACCGUCGGUAAGUAAGGGUGCAGCGCCGCCGGAAGCAAUAAACAUCAUGCGUCAAUGUUGGGCCGAGCAACCCGAUCUGCGACCCGAUUUUAAUGCUGUUCACGAUCUCUUCAAAAAACUCAAUCAUGGACGCAAAGUCAACAUUGUCGAUACGAUGUUUCAGAUGCUCGAAAAAUACUCCAACAACCUGGAAGAACUCAUUCGAGAACGAACCGAACAACUGGACUUUGAAAAGAAGAAAACCGAACAACUACUGAACAGGAUGCUCCCAAGGUUCAACGAUAACUCGGUGGCGGAAAAGCUUAAGUUAGGAAUGCCCGUCGAUCCCGAAGAAUUCGACGAGGUCACGAUCUAUUUCUCGGACAUUGUUGGAUUCACGACUAUUUCGGCUUAUUCGACGCCUUUCCAAGUUGUCGAUUUGCUCAACGAUCUCUACACUUGUUUCGACGCAACAAUCAAUGCGUAUGACGUUUACAAAGUGGAAACCAUAGGCGACGCAUAUAUGGUGGUCGGGGGAUUACCCGUACGCGUGCCAGAUCAUGCCGAGCAGAUUGCAACAAUGGCUUUGGACCUUCUUUAUCAAAGCGGAAAAUUUCGAAUAAGGCAUCUUCCAAACACACCCCUUCGUUUGCGCAUAGGUCUCCACACAGGACCUUGUUGUGCUGGGGUUGUCGGUCUUACAAUGCCAAGAUAUUGUUUGUUUGGUGACACCGUUAAUACAGCUUCUAGGAUGGAAUCUUCAGGAGCUGCUUGGCGAAUUCAUCUUUCGGAAGCUACGAAAUUGAAGUUGGAAAAGGCAGGAGGCUACGAGAUCGAAUAUCGGGGAUUGACUGAAAUUAAAGGAAAAGGGGUAAUGCCCACGUACUGGCUCUUGGGAAAGGAUGGCUUUGAAAAACAACUUCCAAUACCACCCUCUCUGGAGGAAAGUCAUGGAUUAGAUGAAAGUCUUAUAAUCCGAGUUCCCGUUUCAAACCAAAACUCUCAAGAUGUAGACGUACAUGAAGAAGUUGUAAGAGCCCCUGGCAAUAACAGACUUUCGAUUACUGACCAUCAUUUCGUCGAGCAAUUUUCGUCGAAGCCGCCUACCACCGACCCCACAUUUAUAAGGACCAUGGAGUCGUCGAAGUUCGCAACCCUUGGAAAACCCGACACGACAACUACUAAAGCUCAAGAAUAUCGAAUGGCCAAGAGCACUUCGAGCGAGACCCCGUUGUCGUUGGGAACUCCCGUUUCAGCCACCGAAGUGGCCGCUGCUCUUUUAGCCGUUUCUACUAACUCCUUACACGGUUUCAGAAACAGGCCGAGAAGCAGGAUUCAGGAGGAAGAAGAUCUAAGCACUCCGUAUAAUCAUUACAGAUGUCUUAGUCCGAAAGAACGUACAGGGAAAUUAUUACGUCGCCAAUUCAGUUUGGAUAAAACAGAAGAAUCUAGCAAGGAAUCAUCUCAAGAAGAGGUCCCUAGAAAAUUGUGCAAACAAAAUUCAGCAGGGGCUGCAGAUUUAGAGAAAAUAGAAGAGGCAAAUUCACAAAGUUUUACCCCCACGACUGUCGCUUCACCCUAUCACACGACCUUGUCAAUUUCUGUAGACUCCCUUAUGCGUUAGGAAUUGUUACUAGAAACUUAUUCCCUGGUAAUAAUAAAUAAAUCCAGAAGUCAAAGAAUGAAUAAAAACUAGUCUGAUACCCCAAUCAUUAAUUAAUAGGUGUUUUAAUUACAUAUUUAAUGUUUUAUGUAAAUAGAUACGGUGUUGUUGUAUAAGGCAGUGAUUAUGCAGGGCGAUAAUCACUCAUGUUGAUUAUUUUUUGACUUUAAGUGUUAACUGUUGAAUUUAAAAUAUUUAUAUAUG
Molecule: messenger RNA, 4239 nt
Organism: Agrilus planipennis (emerald ash borer)
Lineage: Eukaryota; Metazoa; Arthropoda; Insecta; Coleoptera; Buprestidae
Product: retinal guanylyl cyclase 2
Exons: 18
Coding region: 271-3996 (1241 amino acids)
Biological process (GO): receptor guanylyl cyclase signaling pathway; intracellular signal transduction; cGMP biosynthetic process
Molecular function (GO): protein kinase activity; peptide receptor activity; guanylate cyclase activity
Source: RefSeq, a predicted model, not a curated record